GUCCUCCACACACCCAUGGUGGCUCAGCUCGAGAGCCCCCAGCCGCAACCCCAGCCCCAGCAGCAGCCGCAGCAGCAGCAGGAGCAGGAGCGGGAGCGGGAGGAGCGGGAGCGCGGGGGUGAUGAGUCGGCGCCGCUCGACGAUCGCGCGGAGAAGACGAAGUCGCUGAUGUGCGCCCUCGGCCUCAUCUCGCGCAACCUCCCCUUGCCCCCCGACCUGCUCAGCGCCGUCUCCUCCAUCUGCGACGACGACGCCGCCACCGCCGGGGACGGGGCGGGCGGCGAGGGGGCCGCGGGCGGGGGCGAGGGCGGCGGAUCCGGGGAGGUUCCGGCGGUCGAGAAGGGUCCGGUCGACCAUGUUAACUCUAGCAGACGAGAUUUACUUGCAGAAUUUGAGGAUGCACUCCUGAGACAGCGGAUAAAUUGCAUGUCAGGUUCUAAAUUGGCAGAAUCAAAGGAAAAGCGUCUUCAAAGCCGAGUCCAGCAUCGCAUAAGUGAACUUGAAGAAUUGCCAUCAACUAGAGGGGAGGAUCUGCAGACAAAGUGCUUACUUGAACUUUAUGGACUGAAGCUAGCGGAUUUGCAAAGUAAGGUUCGCUCCCAAGUAAGUUCGGAGUACUGGCUUCGAUUGAACUGUGCAUACCCUGAAAAGCAGUUGUUUGACUGGGGUAUGAUGCGAUUGCGCCGCACUCAAUAUGGUGUUGGGGAUGCUUUUGCCGUGGAAGCUGAUGAUCAUUUCAGAAAGAAACGGGAUGCUGAGAGGCUCUCAAGAUUGGAAGAAGAAGAAAAGAAUCUUGUAGAGACCAAAAAAAGGAAAUUUUUUGCAGAAAUACUUAAUGCAGUACGAGAAUUUCAUUUACAAAAUCAGGCUUCUCUAAAGCAAAGAAAGCAGAGGAACGAUGGGAUCCAGGCCUGGCAUGCAAGGCAAAGACAGCGUGCUACCCGUGCUGAAAAAUUGAGGAUGCAAGCUUUGAAGGCUGAUGAUCAGGAAGCAUAUAUGAAAAUGGUAAAGGAAAGCAAAAAUGAGCGAUUGAAUACGCUUCUUGCAGAAACGAACAACCUGCUUCACAAUUUAGGAGCUGCUGUCCAGCGUCAAAAAGAUGCUGGACAUGCUGAUGAAAUUGAGGAUCUUAAAUAUUCUGAAGCUGAUUUGCCUGAGUUGGAUGCUUCAAGCAGUGGAACUCCUGCGGAAGAGGUUGAUGUCUCUGAAUCAGAUCGCAAUGAUGACUCCAGUGACUUUCUUGAGGGUCAGCGGCAAUAUAACUCCGCUAUUCAUUCCAUUCAAGAAAAGGUGACCGAGCAGCCGUCCAUGCUUCAAGGUGGAGAAUUGAGGCCCUACCAAUUGGAAGGACUUCAGUGGAUGGUUUCAUUAUUUAAUAACAACCUAAAUGGUAUUCUAGCUGAUGAGAUGGGUUUAGGAAAAACAAUACAAACCAUCUCGUUGAUUGCCUAUCUCAUGGAAAACAAGGGUGUUGUAGGGCCCCAUUUGAUAGUGGCUCCAAAGGCUGUGCUGCCAAACUGGAUUACUGAAUUUUCAACUUGGGCUCCAAGUAUUGCAGCUGUGCUUUAUGAUGGACGUCUGGAUGAGAGAAAGGUGAUGAGGGAAGAGUUAUCUGGAGAGGGGAAGUUUAAUGUGUUAAUUACUCAUUAUGGCCUCAUCAUGAGAGAUAAAGCAUUCCUGAAGAAAAUUCAGUGGCAAUAUUUGAUUAUAGACGAAGGACAUCGAUUAAAGAAUCACGAAUGUUCUCUUUCAAGGACUCUUGUAUCUGGCUAUCAGACUCAACGCAGGCUUCUCUUAACGGGCACGCCAAUUCAGAAUAGUUUGCAGGAACUAUGGGCGCUGCUUAAUUUUCUUCUUCCAAGUAUUUUCAAUUCAAUUCAGAAUUUUGAGGAUUGGUUUAAUGCACCCUUUGCGGACCGUGGUGAUUUAUCCCUCUCAGAUGAAGAAGAGUUAUUAAUUAUUAAUCGUUUGCAUCAAGUUAUAAGACCAUUCAUAUUGAGAAGAAAGAAAGAUGAAGUGGAGAAGUUCCUUCCUGGGAAGUCCCAGGUUAUAUUGAAGUGUGAUAUGUCAGCUUGGCAGAAAGUAUACUAUCAACAAGUGACGGAUGUUGGCAGAGUUGGGCUGGAUACUGGAUCUGGAAAAUCAAAGUCUCUACAGAACCUCUCGAUGCAGCUUCGCAAAUGUUGUAACCAUCCUUACCUUUUUGUUGGGGAAUACAACAUGUGGCGCAAGGAUGAGGUCAUCAGAGCAUCAGGGAAGUUUGAGCUACUUGACCGCUUGCUCCCAAAACUCUAUAGAUCUGGGCAUAGGGUCCUGCUUUUCUCCCAAAUGACUCGUCUUAUGGACAUUCUUGAAAUCUAUUUGCAACUUCAUGAUUUCAAAUAUCUUCGACUGGAUGGUUCAACAAAAACUGAAGAAAGGGGGCUUUUGCUGAAGCAAUUCAAUGCUCCCAAUUCCCCAUUCUUUAUGUUUCUUUUGAGCACUCGUGCUGGAGGCCUUGGUUUGAAUUUGCAAACAGCAGAUACAGUAAUAAUAUUUGACAGUGAUUGGAACCCCCAAAUGGAUCAACAGGCAGAGGAUCGGGCCCAUCGAAUAGGACAGAAGAAAGAGGUCAGAGUUUUUGUGUUGGUUAGUGUUGGAUCAAUCGAGGAGGUAAUUCUGGAGCGUGCAAAACAAAAGAUGGGUAUUGAUGCCAAGGUUAUCCAGGCUGGACUUUUUAAUACGACUUCCACAGCUCGGGACCGAAGAGAGAUGUUAGAAGAGAUAAUGCGCAAGGGUACCAGAUCAUUGGGCACAGAUGUGCCAAGCGAGAGAGAGAUCAACCGCCUUGCAGCACGUUCAGAUGAAGAGUUCUGGCUCUUCGAGAAGAUGGAUGAGGAGAGAAGGCAAAGGGAAAAUUACAGGUCCCGUCUCAUGGAAGAGCAUGAGGUGCCAGAGUGGGCCUAUUCUACACCUGAUGCGAACGAAGGCAAGUCCAAGGGUUUUGAGCACGAUGUCAGCAAAAUCACUGGAAAGCGAAGAAGAAAGGAGGUUCUUUAUGCAGAUACUCUGAGCGAUUUGCAGUGGAUGAAGGCAGUAGAAAAUGGUGAAGACAUAUCCAAACUUUCUGGCAGAGGAAAGAGAAAGAAUCACCCUCUUUCUGAGAACAAUGGGUUAAUCGGUACGGUAUCAGAACCGAGAAAUGAAGAUGGAGAAGAGUCAUCAAAGUUCUCAGUAAAAGGAAAGAGGAGAGAUGAUCUCCUCUCAGGUGCCAAUGAUUCGGCUAGCAAUGACGCACUAUCGGAAUUGGAAAGUGAAAGCAGAGAAGAUAUUUCCAAAUUCUCAUCCAAGGGGAAGAAAAAUGAUCAACUUCCUUCCGAGUCCACUGAGUUAGUUCACGACAGUGCAGCUGACUUGGAUGAUGAAAAUAUGCCUGUGGCGAGUGAGGAUAACAGUGAAGAUACUUAUGGUUCUGUGCCGAGGAAAUUGAAGGCUGAAAGCAUCGAAAAACCUGAGUAUCAGGGUGCUAGGAGGGUCGGGUGGAACGGGCAUAUACUAACGUGGAACACCCAUAAGAAGAAGAGAUCCAGCUAUAUUCCGAGCUCUUCAUCAGACUCGAGGGGCCCGAACUUUAAUGGAAGAGGGAAUGGUUGGAAUUAGUCAACAAUUUUCUUGCUCUUUUGGUUCGUGCUCAAUCCUUUUUUCAUGGUUUUUUUCCCCCUUCCCCUCUCUCAUUCAUGGGGUUGAGCUGCAAAACUAGAAUUCUGGCAGAAGUGGAUUUUUAGGGGCAGCAAAUGGUGACAACACCUGUAGCUGUGGCUUACUGUCCGCACGGCUUCUAUUCAUUUCAAUGGAUGAAGGCUGUAUUGUACCAGUAGCAAUUCAAAUUACCUAGUGUACAAAGAUGUGCCCUUUCA
Messenger RNA from Syzygium oleosum, 3896 nucleotides. RefSeq names its product probable ATP-dependent DNA helicase CHR12. Gene Ontology annotation, cellular component: nucleus. Gene Ontology annotation, biological process: positive regulation of transcription by RNA polymerase II. The record is from RefSeq and is a predicted model, not a curated record. The transcript is spliced from 12 exons. Lineage: Eukaryota; Viridiplantae; Streptophyta; Magnoliopsida; Myrtales; Myrtaceae. Bases 16 to 3639 code for a protein of 1207 amino acids. Gene Ontology annotation, molecular function: ATP-dependent chromatin remodeler activity; DNA binding; ATP binding.